UAAAUGAACCCAUCACUCAAACCACAAGCCGCGGAGUCCCCGCCCCCUCCCUAUCCCUGCGCAUGCGCAGAGCAGCGCAGGGAUAGGGAGCUGUCCAGUGUCAGUCGGUGCUGGAGUGUCCUCGCCGAAGCAGCAUCUUCUUCUCCUUCCUCCUCGUCCUCCUCUUCUUCCUCCUCCCUCCGGUCCGCCGACGCGAUGGAGGAAGAGUUGAAGUGUCCCGUGUGCGGCUCCCUCUUCCGGGAGCCCGUCCUGCUGCCGUGCUCCCACAACGUGUGCCUGGCCUGCGCCCGCAACAUCACCGUGCAGACGCCGGAGGGCGAGACCCCGGCGCAGAGCCGCGCGUCCGGCAGCUCCGACUACGACUACCUGGACAUGGACAAGAUGAGUCUGUACAGCGAGACGGACAGCGGCUACGGCUCGUACACGCCGUGCACGCUCAAGUCGCCGAACGGCGUGCGCGUGUUCCCGCCGUCGGCGGCCGCGCACCGCCACUGCUCCCUCACCUGCCCGCUGUGCCACCGGAGCGUCUCGCUGGACGAGCGGGGGCUGCGGGGCUUCCCCCGCAACCGGCUCCUGGAGGCCAUCGUGGCGCGGUACCAGCAGAACCGCGCCGCCGCCGCCGCCGCCGCCGCCUCCUCCUCCUCCGCGGCGGUGAAGUGCCAGCUGUGCGACCGCAACCCGGCGGACGCGGCGGUGAUGUGCGAGCAGUGCGACGUGUUCUACUGCAGCGCCUGCCAGCAGCGGUGCCACCCGUCCCGCGGUCCGCUCGCCAAGCACCGCCUGGUGCCGCCGGUGAAGAAGGCGGCGGGCGGGGGCGCCCCCAGCGGACCCGGGGGCGGCGGCGGCGGCGGCGCUGCUCAGCAGCCGCCCGCCACCGCGCGGAAGCCGGCGACCUGCCUGGACCACGAGGCGGAGAACUUCAGCAUGUACUGCUGCGGCUGCAGAGCUCCGGUGUGCGUCAAGUGUCUGGAGGAGGGGAAGCACGCCAAGCACGACGUGAAGGCGCUGCCGCUGAUGUGGAAGCAACACAAGUGCCAGCUCUCCCAGGCCCUGAACGGCGUCUCCGACAAAGCUAAGGACGCCAAGGAGUUCCUGGUUCAGCUCAAGAACAUGCUUCAGCAGAUACAGGAGAGCGGCGUGGAGUUCGAAGCGUGCCUCGUGGCUCAGUGCGACUCCCUGAUCGAGGCGCUGACCAGGCAGAAAGCCAAAAUGCUCACCAAGGUCACCAAGGAGAAGGAGUACAAGCUGAAGGUGGUGCGUGACCAGAUCACCCACUGCACCAUGAAGCUGCGUCAGACCACAGGGAUGAUGGAGUACUGUCUGGAAGUCCUCAAAGAGAACGAUCCCAGUGGAUUCCUCCAGAUCUCAGACGCCCUGAUCAAGCGGGUGACGUCGUCUCAGGACCAGUGGGUAAAAGGCGCCUUGGAGCCGAAAGUGGGCCCCGAGUUUGACCUCACCCUCAACACCGACGCGCUGCUGCAGACCAUCCUGCUGCUCGACUUCUGCCAGGGCAAAGAUGUGCAGGAGAAUCCAUUAUUGAAACAAUUGCAGGCGGCAGACAGUGGUGAGGCUGAGAUGGAGACAGAGAGCCCAGGAGCGGAGUCCGGACCGUCUGUGCCGCCGGCCCCUCUCCUGCAGCUGGAGAAGUGCUGCACCAGGAACAACAGCGCCACCUUGGCCUGGAGAGUGGCGGCGCCCGCCGGCAGCCCCAUCGAGGGCUACAUCCUGGAGUUGGACGACGGCAACGGCGGACAGUACAGGGAGGUGUACGUGGGGAAGGAGACUGUGUGCACUGUGGACGGCCUCCAUUUUAACAGCUCCUACAACGCCAGGGUGAAGGCCUACAGUGCCAUCGGUGUGGGGCCGUACAGCAAGACGGUGGUUCUCAAGACCUCUGACGUGGCGUGGUUCACCUUUGACCCCAGCUCGGCCCACCGGGACAUCGUUCUGUCCAACGAAAACCAGACGGUCUCCUGCAACAGCUACGACGACCGCGUGGUGCUGGGGACCGCUGCGUUCUCCAAGGGCACCCACUACUGGGAGGUGAGCGUCGACCGCUACGACAACCACCCGGACCCGGCGUUCGGCGUGGCGAGGAUCAACACCAUGAAAGACAUGAUGCUGGGGAAGGACGACAAGGCGUGGGCCAUGUACGUGGACAACAACCGCUCCUGGUUCAUGCACAACAACUCGCACACCAACAGGGCGGAGGGAGGCAUCUCCAAGGGCUCGACCGUGGGCGUCCUGCUGGACCUGAGCAAACACACUCUGACCUUCUUCGUCAACAAGGUGCAGCAUGGACCGACCGCCUUCGCCAACCUGGAGGGGGUCUUCGUGCCGGCGGUCAGCCUCAACAGAAACGUACAGGUGACCUUACUGACGGGCCUGGAGGUGCCAAAGAAUACCAAACAGUAGGAGCUCCUCCUCCUCCUCCUCCUCCUCCUCCUCCUCCUCCUCCUCCUCCAGGUCCGUGCUCUGGAUGCAAAACACACACCGAGUCAAACACGCAACCUCGGUUUCGCGCCUACGUGGAUCUCUUCCCCUCCAAUGUCAGACGGGAUUUAACUUGUCAAUGUGCCCCGUUGUCUUGGGAUGAAGAAGGAAGUUGUCAUUGGCUCGUAAAUAGGAUACGCUACAAUACGAUUGGACUGUGGAUUGCCAUACGCCUUUUUUUUUUCUUCUUCUUCUUCUUCUUCACAUAUCCAAUUGGCUUUGCCCUGUGACCUCCAGGAUACCGACAACACUCCAGUAAAUUUCAACGAGAAGGAAAAACGAGAGCCUGAAGUCACGCCCCGAGGCCUGAGACCAAAUCACCGGUUAAUACCGACUUCUACACUGUGCAGUAAAACAAAUCAUUUUGUACUGACAAAGGGGGUUAUGACAGAUAUACAAUCAGAGAGUUACACCACCAAUUAAAAAAGGGGAAAAGAGGGUCUCCGGCAACAAGGUG
Scophthalmus maximus (turbot) is the source of this 2950-nucleotide messenger RNA. Its product is annotated as E3 ubiquitin-protein ligase TRIM9. The coding region runs from base 4 to 2415 and encodes 803 amino acids. The record is from RefSeq and is a predicted model, not a curated record. The transcript is spliced from 12 exons. Lineage: Eukaryota; Metazoa; Chordata; Actinopteri; Pleuronectiformes; Scophthalmidae. Gene Ontology annotation, molecular function: protein binding; zinc ion binding.